Molecule: messenger RNA, 5063 nt
Organism: Gavialis gangeticus (Gharial)
Lineage: Eukaryota; Metazoa; Chordata; Crocodylia; Gavialidae
Product: vinculin-like
Exons: 8
Coding region: 100-4494 (1464 amino acids)
Biological process (GO): cell migration; cell-cell adhesion
Cellular component (GO): catenin complex; adherens junction
Molecular function (GO): actin filament binding; beta-catenin binding
Source: RefSeq, a predicted model, not a curated record
CAAAUGUAAGCCAUGUAUUGAAUUUUAGUAUACAUUACAUUAACUAAACCACAUUUUGAGAACCAGUGGAAACGCAUUUCACCACAAGACUUAGAAGCAAUGGAGCCUUUGUAUUUGUACGACAUCAGCACUAUAAUAAACAGCAAAACCACUGAGAGAAUUAUUUCACCCAUGGCUGCUCAGCUUUGUCAUCUCAUUAUAGCAAUGGAGUGGGAAGGUGUGGAUAAUGAGGCCUUUCCUGACUUAGGGAAGACUGCAGAAGAGUUAGCUAAAUCUACUGAAGAACUUGCUUUUGCUGCAAGAAGGCUGGCUGAGGAGUCCAAUGAUGAAGUGCUGAGAGAUGAGAUGUGUCCUGCAGCUGAAUCUGUCCUCGUGUCUGGCAAGAGUACCUUACUAGCAGCCCAGAAACUUAACAUUCAGCCUGAGAUCCAGAGCCAUAAGGAGGAACUGAUUGUCUCAGCACAAAGGGUCUUGAUGGAGACAAUGCGGAUUCUCCAAAUUGAAGAGGAUGCUUCAGUGAGGAGGAUUAUUCAGGCUGCUGACUGGCUUUUGGAUUGCCUGAGCACAAUGGAGUCUGCAGGAGAUAUAUCAGCCCUGCUGGCCGCUUUCUGGGAUUUUUCAGAGUCCCUGCUUUUGCUGAACAAUUUGACAGAAAGACGCAUUCAGGAACUCAAAGCAUCUCCUCAGCAGAAACACUUGGCUGAAACCCUGCAGAUCCUUAGGAAAUGUGUCCCUCUGUUGCACGCCGCCAAGCAUGGUGUUCUAAAACACCCCCAGGACUUGCAGGUGAACCUUUCUAAAGACUAUGUUUUUGCCUUGAUUGAUAGAACUGUAAAAGAACUGAUUUCCUUGCUUUCAAAUGACUCGGGGAACAAAGAACUAAGGGAGAGAAAUGGUCUCUUUUCCCACCAUCUGAGUCAGCUAAUGGGUCUCUUGUCCAGUCCACACCCUAAGCACUUUUAUGAAGGUGAAUUUAACUUGCUUGUAGAAGCAGUGGUUUUCUACUGCAUGAUUUUAGCUGAUUCAUCCAGGCCAAAUAUUAAGCUGCAGCUCAUCAAACAUUGCCAUCAUCUCCUAACUUUCUGGAAAAGCAUCUCCAGCCACGCAAGCCUAACAAGACAGCUGGCAACACAAAAUCAGAUAAUGGGUGAACUAGUAGAGAAAUGUCACACAAUGAGGGAGGAAGUGGAGAGUCUUGAUCAAGCAGUGCUCACUGCCCUUCUGUGUCAGAUUGUGGACACAUUCACCGAAACAAAGGAACCCCUGAAACGGUUAAUAGAAGCUGUGCUGGAGCCUACUGUUAUGUCAUGUGCCCCUGCAGAAGGGAACAGAUUUCUGAAGAAACUUCAGCCUCUCAUCACUGCCUUCUUUAGCCACUCUCAUCAGAUGAUCAAAGUGGCCAAUUUUGCUCUGGCCAGGUGCACUAAAAUCAACACUGUUACUGAAAUUGAGGACUGUGUAGGUUGUUUAAAUAGACUCCUGGCCACUGUGCCACUGCUCCUCACAGAAGUGAGCAAAGAUCCUCCAAAGGUUAGCAUGUCUGAACAACUGCAGUCCUUGUAUCAUACGUGGGCUGGGACAACAGAAAGCCUGCUGGCAUGCUUUGAUGAGGUAAUCAGCUUGCACGGAUUCCUGGAUCUGUCUGUUCAAGAAAUGGCCAAUCAUAGAGAAGGUUGUGAGAAAGCUCUGGAAAGUGAGAUCUCUGGAGAGUUUUCCUGGCAUGCUGCUAAUUUUACCUGCCGAGCUGCCCGCAUUGUCCAGGUCAUUCUCAGAUAUGUGGAUAAAGCCAGAGAUCCCAUCUUCAGGAAUGGCUUACUUGUUUUAGUUAAGCAGUUGGACACAUCCAUUCUUGAAGUGAAAGCUGCCACUGACCAGUGUUUAGAAAGAAUCUCCUGCUCACAAGCAAGAAACACUUUCUUAGGGAGGGCAAAGCAUCUGGUUGACUCUGCUUGCAGGGUCAGAGAAGGGCUAGAUGAGUCCAACCAUCCAGCUAUUCUUAGCCCCCUUCGGGAGCACAUUCGGGAGCCUGACCUUCCCAGAGAACUGGCUUGCUUUGCUGCUCAUGAACUGUCAACACCUGGGGCCACACAUGCCAUAAAACCAAAGACCACUGACAGUAACAAACUACUGGAAGAUUUUUUAUGCAAACCGCUUCAGUCAGUCUCCUCUGCUUUUGAGAUGCCUCUAAGUCCAGGUAGCUUAUAUCUUAAUGGCACUCCAAGAAAAGCGGAUGUACACCCUGUGAUUGGGCAACUCUUAACAGCAACAAAGAAACAUGAUGUCACAGCUGUCAAUACUGCUUGCUCUGCUUUGGUUGAACUCUCCAACUGCUGUGUUGAUGCGGCUAAGGAAGCCUUACCCUUUGUUCAGUCACCUUUGUUGGAAAAGCUGACACACUACAGAAAGAUAGUAUUAUUAACACCAUGUGUUGUUAGCUUAGCUAGGGAAAUAGCCCCAGACCCACUGUCCAGUACUGACAAACUCCUUCAAACAGCUAUCUUGCUUUCUGAGAGGAUUUGUGAAACUAAGCAGUGCCUGAUGACUGUGGCAGACUCUUGGUACAGCCUGUCACAGCAGUUGUUCUGCGUUAUAUCUCCAUAUGAUUUUCUGAAAAGCAAACAAACUCUGGAUGAGAUAAUGCAGGCGUUAGCCCUGGUUGUUCAGCUAGCAGGUGACAUUGCAUGUACAGACACUGAGGAGGAGCACACUGUGGUUCCAAAGAUCCGUGAAAGGUUUGUAAGAGUUCAAGCAAAAUUCAAGUGUGCCCAGACUAAUACAAAGCUUUUGUUAGAGAAGGUGCUGUCCUCUGGUAGCUUCCACUCUAACCAGGCUGGAGUGGGCAGACUGGAAGCCAACUGUGUUCUGUGGUCUGUCAUCAUGCAAGUGCUCCUGCUCUCUGUGGAUCAUUUCAUAGGAAGAGAUGUUUUGUUCUUGAGUGAACUGAGAAAUACCAUGAAGCACAAGCUUUGCCUGCAGACUGUCUUGGCAGCUGUGUCUGAGAGCUCUCUGAGAAUACAGGAAGCAGCCUGCCUCUCUCCCGCCUCCUAUGCUGAAGGUGGUAGGGAUUGUGAGAUUCUUGUGCUGAGGCAGGAAAUCAAGAUGCUGACUGAAGCUGUGUUGCAGGUUGCAGAUAUUCUGUCGGUCUCUCUAGUGCCUACUCCCAACCUGUCUGUUCGCUUUGAGCUUCUCCAGCGAGAGCUUGCCAUUAGGGCACAAACACUGAUACUCUACCUCAACAGCACCAACCAGGAAUUUCUAAGGGUCAUCCAAAGUGUUGUCCAAUUGGCUCUGCCUUGUGCAAGGGUCCAUGACAGCGACAGAGAGAUGAUCAGAAAGGUCUUUGAAGAGAGGGCUGGGAGGAUGAUGGCAAAUGUCCAGCAAGUCAAAACAAUCAUAAAAGAUGCUCUGCGGAACACUGCUUGCUUAAACCUACAGGAAAGCUUGCUCUCAGCCACAGACCACCUUCUCCUCCUCACCUCGGAGGUGAUAAGAAGAGCUAGUAAACUCCUACAAAGCCAACAGGACAAGGAGCUUUUCCAGCUGGAUAAUAUUUUAUGGGAAUGGGCUGCUAAAGCUCACUGUGUUGUGACCCAACUUCAGUCAGUUCCAGGCAUCAGGGAAUCAGCCCUGGAGCUCAUUAAACUGUACUUGCAAAACAGUGAGUCACAUAAUGUUUCACAUCAACAUUAUGACACAGCACAGCUCUUCCAAGCUGAAAUACCCGGCACAAAAAAUCAGAGUUGUGCAGGUUUUGCCAAUUCAGCGGAAAGUUCCCUGGCCAAGAGUGAAUGGACAGGUUUAGCUGCCAGGGAGACAUUUGAAAUGCUCCCGCAUGAGUGUUGGAAGGACCAACACGCCAGCAACGGAGAGCCGCCGUGGGGAGCCCUGCGACCAGAAACUGAAGUUUUACAGGAUGACACCAGUAGACUGGGCCAGGUCACCAGGGAACUGGCCACUCAAAUGUUUCACAUGACACAGUUUCUAAAGAGGAAAGGACCCAUUACGACCAAAGAGCAGCUUGUUGACUGUGCUGGACAAGUGGCUUCCAAGGGGCAAGUGUUUGUUAAAUUUGGCCACAUCAUUGCAAAGAAUUGCUUGGAUGACAGGUGUGCACCAGCUGUGCUGCAUGUCACGGAGCAGAUCCAGACCAUCAGCAGUCAGCUCAGCAUUCUUGCCAGGGUAAAAGCAGCAAUAGCAGGGAGCAGGUGCUCUGCUGAACUCCUGGUAAACAAUGCCCAGAACCUAAUUCAGGCGGUGCUACAGCUGCUGAAGGCAGCAGAAGCAGCAUGCAUCAAAGGCUUGCGACAGCCAUCUCAUGACUCAGAAGAGGGGGAGGUAGCUGCUUUUUGUACUCAGUGGAGAAAAAACCUAUUAUGGCAUAGAACCAAAGAAGCUUUAAACCCAGACAGGGAUGAAUUAGGACUUCGCAAAACACGUGCAGAGCUUGAACCCACUCUUACAGCCCUGGUUCAAGGACCAUCAUCUCAAUGUUAAAAACACUCCUACCUACUCCUAACCUGUAAAAAAAAUCCUGGUAUGGCUAGCGUUCCCCAGGAACAGGAAGAGAUCUCUGCCCGUGGCAAAGAAUUGACAGCCUGGAAGGGUAGGGCUCUCGUCACUGACCUCCUUUGAAACUUCCUGUGCUCACCAGAAACAGGACACUAUACACUAGAAGACUGUACAUAUUUUCCAAGGGCCAUGAAGAAUUAAUCUCCCCCUAUGUUGUCUUACCUAAACAGUUGGCUUGUAAAUGGAAACUCUUUCAUUCAGAGACCCUUCACACCACAAUGUGUUGAUUCAAAUUCUAGACCUGUGGAUGAAUACACAGGUGUUGAUGUUAACUUAACAAUGUUCAUGAGAAAUUACUUGUCCAUCCUGGCUACAUGGCUUUGUGCACCUGCUUGACACUGAAUAUGAGACUAUACCUCAGAGGAACCCUCUCAGCUUUGAUCUGUUUACUCCCUAAGAAAACAACCUCUGGGUGUGUCUAUGCUGCGUAGUAAAGUGUCACCGUCUAUAUGUGCGCAGCAUUUACUGUGCAGUAUAUUAGUCUACUGCAUGGU